Molecule: messenger RNA, 903 nt
Organism: Fukomys damarensis (Damara mole-rat)
Lineage: Eukaryota; Metazoa; Chordata; Mammalia; Rodentia; Bathyergidae
Gene: Teddm1
Product: transmembrane epididymal protein 1
Exons: 1
Coding region: 1-903 (300 amino acids)
Source: RefSeq, a predicted model, not a curated record
AUGGGAAACUUUUUUGGCUACGUAUAUCCAGGCCUGUUUCUGGUCUUAUAUGGACUGUAUCAGGCCCUAGUGGUCUCCAAAGCUGUGAUAUUCAAUGACUCGCUCCUGUAUCCUUCAUGGCCUCCUAAGAAUAAGGGAAGAUGGGCCAGGCUGUGGAAAAUAUCCUUUGGAGGUUGGGCAAAGAUAAUGACUGGCAUUCUCUUGAUAACUUAUAACAGCACCACUGAAGAAGGGUUCAGAUUGUUGAGCAGAGAGCUGCCACCAAGGUUCAUGUACCCCAAAGAGUGGCAGCGUGUCACCAUGUUCACCCUCCUUUCCCUCAGUGGCUGCGCAGAUGUCAUCAGCAAGAACGUGCUGCCUCAGAGAUGCACAGUCCUAGAAAAAGGUGCCCAGGCCCUGAGCAUCUAUGAGCUUCUGCUACUGUUGGUGUCCCAUGUUAAGGACUUAUCAGGAGUAAAGCUGCAACUCCAUUCUCUGCUCAUCUUGGUGGUUUUCCUGUUGAUGGUGGUACUGACUGCAGAGAUGUGGGCUCCUGCCAUGUUUCACCUCCGGCUGAUUGAAACUUUUCUGCACCUGAUGAUGGGCUCCUGGCUGGUGCAGGCAGGCUUUAUUCUAUACAGACCAAUCUCUGGCUACCCAUGGGAUGAUGAUGACAUCAGUGACAUCAUGUUUGUCACUACUUUCUUCUGCUGGCAUGUGAUAAUCAAUGCUUUGUGCCUCCUGGUAAUCUACAGCCUCUCUUCCUUUUGGCACCAUUGUUACAGCCCCAGGUUGAAACUUAUGGGGUCCAAAGAGGCUCCAUAUCAUGAGAGCACUCCAGAACCUCUCUACAGGGUGCUUCAGGAAGUGGAGCAGCCAGAGAAGGAUGACCAGGCUCCCCUCCUUUCAAAGAGCUCACACUGA